ACAAAAAACAAAAAAUUUUGAAAAGCACCUUCGUUUGCAUAAAUUAUCAUAAGCACCUUCCAUAUGGCUUGAAGAUACCAUAAAGAGAAUUCAUAAAAAAAAUAAAAUAAAAAUAUCAUAGAGAAACAUCGACAAUGGCAGCAGCUUUGCUACUGUUUCUGCUUUCAUAUAUUUUGCAGCUUCAAUUGGAGAUUCUUGGAUUGGCCACUUCGUCUAAUCAUGAUUUUAGUUACAUGAAAUCUGUAUAUAAUGCAACUGAUCUACCAUUAGAAGACGUAUACGACUAUAUAAUAGUAGGAGGAGGCACAGCAGGUUGUCCAUUAGCUGCAACUUUAUCAAGAAAAUACUCUGUUCUCGUCGUUGAAAGAGGAAGUGCCCCUGUUUCAUACCCACAGGUCCUGAGUGCAGGAGGCUCAGGAGCUAAUCUCUUGCAGGAAGACGACGGAAAAACCCCUGCUCAGAGGUUCGUUUCAGAAGAUGGAGUCCCAAAUGUAAGAGGAAGGAUCCUGGGUGGUAGCAGCAUGAUCAAUGGGGGAUUUUUCUCCAGAGCUCAUGACCAAUUCUACAAUCAAUCAGGCAUUGAUUGGGAAAUGGAUGUGGUCGAGAAAGCAUAUAAGUGGGUUGAAGACACUAUUGUGUUCUGCUCCAAUUUGUCUUCUUUUCAAUCUAUUUUUAGAAAAGCUUUGCUUCAAGCUGGAGUUGGUCCUGACAAUGGAUUCACUCUGCAACAUUUGGUGGGAACCAAAUCUUCCGGUUCAACCUUCGAUGAUCUGGGAAGGAGACAUGGAGCCAUGGAGCUCCUCAACAGAGGAGUACUCAAGAAUCUGAGAGUUGCGGUUGAGGCCUAUGUGGAAAAAAUCAUCUUCAGCUCUUCCAAUAAUGCAUCACGUAAGUAGUUAGUACAACAUUAUUUGACGUGUGUCUCUCUCUGUUUUUCCAUUA
Messenger RNA from Ziziphus jujuba (common jujube), 942 nucleotides. Its product is annotated as (R)-mandelonitrile lyase 1-like. Gene Ontology annotation, molecular function: oxidoreductase activity, acting on CH-OH group of donors; flavin adenine dinucleotide binding. The transcript has 2 exons. Bases 135 to 896 code for a protein of 253 amino acids. Lineage: Eukaryota; Viridiplantae; Streptophyta; Magnoliopsida; Rosales; Rhamnaceae. The record is from RefSeq and is a predicted model, not a curated record.